GUGUAUCUGCUCUAGGGGCUCAGCACCGCGUCGGUAGUGGCACAUUGACCAGUCUGGGGUCACCUGGCACCUGGUGGUACCAUCGGUCACAAUGGGCCGAACACCUCAGAAAGAGCCAAAAGAAGAGAGGAGGGAGAAACCUGAGAGAAGUAACCCCUCUCCAGGAACCGGCCCCCCCUCUCUGGAUAAAUCUAAUGAACCCUUCAGUUGGGAGGAGUACCUUAAGGAAACGUCAUCCACAGCCGCUUCUCCCAGCUGUUUCAGACAGUCCCGUUUCCCUCCCAGUAAUGACUUCAAGGCUGGUAUGAAGCUGGAAGCCCACGACCCUCGGAACAACACGUCCAUCUGCAUCGCCACGGUGAUGGGUAUGAUGGGUACGCGCCUGCGUCUCCGUCUGGACGGGAGUGACAACACCAACGAUUUCUGGAGACUGGUGGACUCCUCAGACAUUCAGCCUAUAGGGACCUGUGAGAGGACAGGAGACAUGCUGCAGCCACCUCUGGGCUUCAGAAUGAAUGCCUCCUCGUGGCCUAUGUUCCUCCUGAGAACCCUGACUGGAGCAGAGAUGGCACCAGCCACAGCUUUUAAAAAGGAACCCUCCAUGCCCUCCCAGAACCUCUUUAAACCUGGGAUGAAGCUAGAAGCAGUGGACAAGAAGAACCCCUACCUGAUUUGCCCGGCAACCAUCGGAGAGGUCAAAGGUGAUGAGAUCUUUGUGAUGUUUGACGGCUGGAGAGGGGCCUUCGACUACUGGUGCCAGUUUGACUCCAGAGACAUAUUCCCUGUAGGAUGGUGUUCUCUGACCAGGCACAGCAUCCAGCCUCCUGGCAACUUCUGUAAGUACCUCAACCUCACCACUAGAGGACAGCAGAGCCCUGCUUUCUGAUGCGUUUGACCUGUCUGUCACCACGGAUGCUGCUGGCCCAGGGUUUCUUUCUGAAGCUGCCUGAAUGAGCAGAGCUGGAUGAGAAAAACAAACUGUUUCUUUCUGCGAGGAUUUCGCUGGCUGUUUUCCCCUAUUUCCUGUGCUAUUUCCUUUAUAUUUGACUAAAAUACAACCAGUAGGUUUACUACAAUUAGUACUUUUCCACUGGUAAUAAUAUUCCUUAAUGUGUUCCACUGGUGUACAUUCAAGCAGGAUUGUCCUUCCACACAUUGCAUU
Molecule: messenger RNA, 1162 nt
Organism: Salvelinus fontinalis (brook trout)
Lineage: Eukaryota; Metazoa; Chordata; Actinopteri; Salmoniformes; Salmonidae
Product: sex comb on midleg-like protein 2
Exons: 7
Coding region: 92-886 (264 amino acids)
Biological process (GO): regulation of DNA-templated transcription
Cellular component (GO): nucleus
Source: RefSeq, a predicted model, not a curated record